AGAGCAUUAAAACAUGGCGAACCGUAUGUUCUUCUUCAUAGCCCUACCAGGCACCAUUAUAUGCUUUAUAGCAUACACUAUGGUAGUGUUCACACCAAAAUAUAUGACCUACGAUGCACCACUACCCAGUGGAAUGAAGGACGGAGACAAAGUUCAGAGUUACACAAUGGGAGCUAUUCAGAAUUGUACUAAGAAUGGGACAUUCAGUUCUGUCGCUGUUAAAGCUAAGGUAGCACCGAAGAAAGCUACAAAGAAGAAGGCAGUGGCGAUUGUAAGAAGGUCACUAGAGGAAACAGGGGGAGGAAAAGAAGUUAAGGAAUUUGUUAAAUCAGAAGUUCCGAUGGUGGAAGUGGUAAAGAGUGAAGAAGCGUCCGUGGGAGCAGGAAUUGAAGAGGAAGCGGAAGUGGAUGUUCCAACUAUGGAAACUGUUCCAAUAGAGAAAGUGGAAGAGGUAGAGGAGGAAGUAGUGGAAGAGGAGGAGGAAGCUGCAAAGGUAGAACCAGCCAAAAAGGCAGCAGCACCAGCCAAAAAGGCACCAGCACCAGCACCAGCCAAAAAAGCACCAGCCAAAAAGGCAGCACCAGCUAAGAAAGCACCUGCCAAAAAAGCACCAGCCAAAAAAGCAGCUGCCAAAGGAAAGAAAACAGCUGCAAAAGGAAAGAAGACGGUUGUAGUGAAGGGACCGAAGGGACCACCUACUGACCCCACAAAGGUUCAUUUCGGCAAAUGGGAUUGUCAUCUCCUCAACUGGAAAAUGCUUACCAACCAGCUCUUCCUUGCCUACCUUUCUACGACAGCAGUUGCUUGGUUCACACUACUUGGUGCUUUCUUGGUAUCAUUGGUAAAGGUCAUCUUGGACUGGGUACCCCAUGACAAAAUCAAGGCUGCUAGAAUUCUUUGCAGUAGAAACUUUGGUCUUGGUUUGAUGUCUGCUCACAUAACAGCAGGUGGAAUGAUCAUUGCAUCCUCUGUCCUGAUGAUAGUUAUAUGGAAGACAACCCUGGCAGCCGCCGGCUGGAAGCUGGGUUUCAACAUAUACCUUGGGCUAGGUGUUGCUGUUGGGUCUUUCUUCACUGCAAUUAUGUGGUUUAUGGAUGUCAAGAAGAUGGGACUGAUUCCUAUUUAGAUGAACCAAAGCUAUUUCUGAUACAGAACGUCUCGUCCCUGGGAGCUUUAGAAAGACCUUCUUACUGUUUCAAUGGAAUACCUACAAUAUCUAUAUAAUAAGUGAAACAACAUUUUUCCCGAUGAGCAAAAUCGUAUUCUAUUCUGAUUUAAACGAGCAAUAAAUCGAUCUUAAAGUCUAGUCAUAUUAGAAUUUUGGCGAUAAAAUUAAAAUUUUUUUGAUACCUUGUGUUUGAAGUCUGAGGCAAGAUUCUUCAGACUUAAAAUUUAUUACCUCUCAGCUUUGCAAUAUAUUAUCAAGGGAGUAGUUGAAAUAAUUGAGACGAUUGAAAUUCUGUAAUCUAUACUUAAACAUACCAGAAUCGUUUAUAUUUAUGUACAAAAUAUCAAAUAGAUAAGUAACAACUUAUCACUCCUCACUCAAUUAGAAAAUAUGCUAUUUC
This is a messenger RNA of Bolinopsis microptera, 1568 nucleotides long. RefSeq names its product trigger factor-like. The record is from RefSeq and is a predicted model, not a curated record. The transcript is spliced from 5 exons. Lineage: Eukaryota; Metazoa; Ctenophora; Tentaculata; Lobata; Bolinopsidae. Bases 14 to 1126 code for a protein of 370 amino acids.